UCUGCCCUGAGUGCUGCGAGAACCCUGUUUGUGGAUGAGGAGGAGCGCGGGCUGGAGACCAUGGACGUGAAGGAGAGGAAGCCAUACCGCUCGCUGACCAGGCGCCGUGAUGCUGAGCGACGCUACACCAGCUCAUCUGCCGACAGCGAGGAGGGCAAAGCCCCGCAGAAGUCCUAUAGCUCCAGCGAGACCCUGAAGGCCUAUGACCAGGACGCCCGCCUGGCCUAUGGCAGCCGCGUCAAGGACCUAGUGCCGCAGGAAGCUGAGGAAUUCUGCAGGGCAGGCACCAACUUUACGCUGCGGGAGCUGGGGCUUGGAGAGGUGACGCCCCCUCAUGGGACCCUGUACCGGACCGACAUCGGCCUCCCCCACUGUGGCUACUCCUUGGGAGCCAGCUCUGAUGCCGACAUGGAAGCCGACACCGUCCUGUCUCCUGAGCACCCCGUGCGGUUGUGGGGCCGGAGCACACGGUCAGGCCGCAGUUCCUGUCUGUCCAGCCGGGCCAACUCCAACCUCACGCUCACUGACACGGAGCAUGAGAACACCGAGACGGAUCACCCUGGCGGCCUGCAAAACCACUCCCGGCUCCGGACACCGCCACCACCGCUCUCGCAUGCCCACACCCCCAACCAGCACCACGCGGCCUCCAUUAACUCCCUGAACCGGGGCAACUUCACUCCGAGGAGCAACCCCAGCCCGGCCCCUACGGACCACUCGCUCUCCGGAGAGCCUCAGGCAGGUGGUGCCCAGGAGCCCGCACACGCCCAGGACAACUGGCUGCUCAACAGCAACAUCCCCCUGGAGACCAGAAACCUAGGCAAGCAGCCAUUCCUAGGGACAUUGCAGGACAACCUCAUUGAGAUGGACAUUCUCAGCGCCACCCGCCAUGAUGGGGCUUACAGUGACGGGCACUUCCUCUUCAAGCCGGGAGGCACCUCCCCGCUCUUCUGCACCACGUCACCUGGGUACCCACUGACGUCCAGCACAGUGUACUCUCCUCCGCCCCGACCCCUACCCCGCAGCACGUUCGCCCGGCCAGCCUUCAACCUCAAGAAACCCUCCAAGUACUGUAACUGGAAAUGUGCAGCCUUGAGUGCCAUCGUCAUCUCAGCCACACUGGUCAUCCUGCUGGCUUACUUUGUGGCCAUGCACCUGUUUGGCCUAAACUGGCACCUGCAGCCGAUGGAGGGGCAGAUGUAUGAGAUCACGGAGGACACAGCCAGCAGUUGGCCUGUGCCGACGGACGUCUCCCUGUAUCCCUCAGGGGGCACUGGGUUAGAGAUCCCUGACAGGAAAGGCAAAGGAGCCACAGAAGGAAAGUCCAGUAGUUUCUUCCCAGAGGACAGUUUUAUAGACUCUGGAGAAAUCGAUGUGGGGAGACGAACUUCCCAGAAGAUUCCUCCUGGCACUUUCUGGAGAUCUCAGGUGUUCAUAGAUCAUCCUGUACAUCUGAAAUUCAAUGUGUCUCUGGGAAAGGCAGCCCUGGUUGGCAUUUACGGCAGAAAAGGUCUUCCUCCUUCACACACACAGUUUGACUUUGUGGAGCUGCUGGAUGGAAGGAGGCUUCUGACCCAGGAAGCACGGAGCCUCGAGGGACCCCCACGGCAGUCUCGGGGUGUCGUCCCCCCAUCUAGCCAUGAGACCGGCUUCAUCCAGUAUUUGGAUUCAGGAAUCUGGCAUCUGGCUUUUUACAAUGAUGGGAAGGAAUCUGAAGUGGUUUCUUUUCUCACCACUGCCAUUGAAUCUGUGGAUAACUGCCCCAGCAACUGCUAUGGCAAUGGAGACUGCAUCUCUGGGACCUGCCACUGCUUUCUGGGUUUCCUGGGCCCUGAUUGUGGCAGAGCUUCCUGCCCCGUGCUCUGUAGUGGGAAUGGCCAGUACAUGAAAGGCCGAUGCCUGUGCCACAGUGGCUGGAAGGGCGCUGAGUGCGAUGUGCCCACAAACCAGUGUAUCGAUGUGGCCUGCAGCAACCACGGCACCUGCAUCAUGGGCACCUGCAUCUGCAACCCUGGCUACAAGGGCGAGAGCUGCGAGGAAGUGGACUGUAUGGAUCCCACAUGCUCAGGCCGGGGUGUGUGCGUGAGAGGUGAAUGCCACUGCUCUGUCGGAUGGGGAGGCACCAACUGCGAGACACCCAGAGCCACGUGCUUGGACCAGUGCUCAGGUCACGGAACCUUCCUCCCAGACACUGGACUUUGCAGCUGCGACCCCAGCUGGACUGGACACGAUUGCUCUAUUGAGAUCUGUGCUGCUGAUUGUGGCGGCCAUGGCGUCUGCGUGGGAGGCACCUGCCGAUGUGAGGACGGCUGGAUGGGUGCAGCCUGUGACCAGCGCGCCUGCCACCCUCGCUGUGCCGAACAUGGGACCUGCCGCGAUGGCAAAUGCGAGUGCAGCCCAGGCUGGAACGGCGAGCACUGCACCAUCGCUCACUAUCUGGAUAGGGUAGUUAAAGAGGGUUGCCCUGGGUUAUGCAAUGGUAAUGGCAGAUGUACCUUGGACCUGAAUGGGUGGCACUGCGUGUGCCAGCUGGGCUGGAGAGGAGCUGGCUGUGACACAUCCAUGGAAACCGCAUGCGGUGACAGCAAAGACAACGAUGGAGAUGGCUUGGUGGACUGCAUGGACCCCGACUGCUGUCUCCAGCCCCUUUGCCACGUCAACCCUCUAUGCCUGGGCUCCCCAGACCCUCUGGACAUCAUCCAGGAGACACAAGCUCCAGUGUCCCAGCAGAAUCUCCAUUCCUUCCACGACCGCAUCAAGUUUCUCGUGGGCAGAGACAGCACACACGUCAUACCUGGAGAGAACCCCUUUGAUGGAGGGCACGCAUGUGUCAUUCGUGGUCAAGUGAUGACAUCAGAUGGGACCCCACUGGUUGGUGUGAACAUCAGUUUCGUCAAUAACCCUCUCUUUGGGUACACCAUCAGCCGGCAAGAUGGCAGCUUUGACUUGGUCACCAAUGGCGGCAUCUCCAUCAUCCUGCGCUUCGAGCGGGCACCAUUCAUCACACAGGAGCACACGCUGUGGCUGCCAUGGGACCGCUUCUUUGUCAUGGAAACCAUCAUCAUGAGACACGAGGAGAAUGAGAUUCCCAGCUGUGACCUGAGCAACUUCGCCCGCCCCAACCCUGUCGUUUCCCCAUCCCCGUUGACAUCCUUUGCCAGCUCCUGUGUGGAGAAAGGUCCCAUUGUUCCAGAAAUCCAGGCUUUACAGGAGGAAAUCACUAUCUCUGGCUGCAAGAUGAGACUGAGCUACCUGAGCACUCGUACCCCUGGCUACAAAUCUGUCCUGAGGAUCAGCCUCACCCACCCUACCAUCCCCUUCAACCUCAUGAAGGUCCACCUCAUGGUGGCGGUUGAGGGUCGCCUCUUCAGAAAGUGGUUUGCAGCCGCCCCAGACCUGUCCUAUUAUUUCAUUUGGGACAAGACAGACGUCUACAACCAGAAGGUGUUUGGGCUCUCAGAAGCCUUCGUCUCCGUGGGUUACGAGUAUGAGUCUUGUCCAGACCUGAUCCUGUGGGAAAAAAGGACUGCAGUGCUACAAGGUUAUGAAAUCGAUGCUUCCAAGCUUGGAGGAUGGAGCCUGGACAAACACCAUGCCCUCAACAUCCAAAGUGGCAUCCUGCACAAAGGGAAUGGGGAGAACCAGUUUGUGUCCCAGCAGCCACCUGUCAUUGGGAGCAUCAUGGGCAAUGGACGCCGCAGAAGCAUCUCCUGCCCCAGCUGCAAUGGCCUUGCUGAUGGCAACAAACUCCUGGCCCCUGUGGCCCUCGCAUGCGGCUCUGAUGGGAGCCUCUAUGUUGGUGAUUUCAACUACAUUCGAAGGAUCUUCCCCUCUGGGAAUGUCACCAACAUCCUGGAGUUGAGAAAUAAAGAUUUCAGACAUAGUCACAGCCCAGCGCAUAAAUACUACCUGACCACAGACCCCAUGAGUGGAGCUGUCUUCCUUUCAGACACCAACAGCCGGCGGGUUUUCAAAGUCAAAUCCACUGUGGUGGUGAAGGACCUUGCCAAGAACUCCGAGGUGGUCGCGGGGACUGGUGACCAGUGCCUCCCCUUCGAUGACACUCGCUGUGGGGAUGGUGGGAAGGCCACAGAAGCCACACUUACCAACCCCAGGGGCAUUACAGUGGACAAAUUUGGGCUGAUUUACUUUGUGGAUGGCACCAUGAUCAGACGCAUUGAUCAGAAUGGGAUCAUCUCCACCUUGCUGGGCUCCAAUGAUCUGACAUCAGCCCGACCUCUCAGCUGUGAUUCAGUGAUGGAUAUUUCUCAGGUUCGCCUGGAGUGGCCCACAGACUUAGCCAUCAACCCGAUGGACAACUCACUCUACGUCCUUGACAACAAUGUGGUCCUGCAAAUCUCUGAAAACCACCAGGUGCGCAUUGUGGCUGGGAGGCCCAUGCACUGCCAGGUUCCUGGCAUCGACCACUUCCUGCUGAGCAAGGUGGCCAUACAUGCAACUUUGGAGUCCGCCACUGCGUUAACUGUUUCACACACUGGGGUCGUAUACAUCGCUGAGACUGAUGAGAAAAAGAUCAACCGCAUCAGGCAAGUCACCACUAGUGGAGAAAUCUCGCUAGUCGCUGGAGCCCCCAGUGGCUGUGACUGUAAAAACGAUGCCAACUGUGAUUGCUUCUCUGGAGAUGAUGGUUAUGCCAAGGAUGCAAAGCUGAAUACCCCAUCUUCCUUGGCUGUGUGCGCUGAUGGAGAACUGUACGUGGCUGACCUUGGGAAUAUCCGGAUUCGCUUUAUCCGGAAGAACAAGCCUUUCCUCAAUACCCAGAACAUGUAUGAGCUGUCCUCACCAAUAGACCAGGAGCUCUACUUGUUUGACACCAGUGGCAAGCAUCUGUAUACCCAAAGCCUGUCCACUGGAGACUACCUGUACAACUUCACCUACACUGGGGAUGGUGACGUCACACUCAUCACGGACAACAAUGGCAACAUGGUCAAUGUGCGCCGAGACUCUACCGGGAUGCCCCUCUGGUUGGUGGUCCCUGAUGGCCAAGUAUACUGGGUGACCAUGGGCACCAACAGUGCAUUGAAGAGUGUGACCACACAAGGACACGAGUUGGCAAUGAUGACAUACCAUGGCAACUCUGGCCUUCUGGCAACCAAAAGCAAUGAAAAUGGGUGGACCACAUUUUAUGAGUACGACAGCUUCGGCCGCCUGACAAACGUGACCUUCCCCACUGGCCAGGUGAGCAGUUUCCGAAGUGAUACGGACAGCUCAGUGCAUGUCCAGGUAGAGACCUCCAGCAAGGAUGAUGUCACCAUAACCACCAACUUAUCGGCUUCAGGUGCCUUCUACACACUGUUGCAAGACCAAGUCCGGAACAGCUACUACAUUGGAGCUGAUGGCUCCCUGCGUCUGCUGCUGGCCAAUGGCAUGGAGGUGGCACUGCAGACGGAGCCCCACCUGCUGGCAGGCACUGUCAACCCCACUGUGGGCAAGAGGAACGUCACAUUACCCAUUGACAACGGACUCAACCUGGUAGAGUGGCGGCAGCGCAAGGAGCAGGCUCGCGGCCAAGUCACCGUCUUUGGGCGCCGGCUACGGGUUCACAACCGAAACCUCCUGUCUCUGGACUUUGACCGCGUGACACGCACAGAGAAGAUCUAUGAUGACCACCGCAAGUUCACCCUACGCAUCUUGUAUGACCAGGCAGGGCGGCCCAGCCUGUGGUCACCCAGUAGCAGGCUAAAUGGUGUCAAUGUGACAUACUCCCCAGGGGGCCAUAUUGCUGGUAUCCAGAGGGGCAUCAUGUCUGAGAGAAUGGAAUAUGACCAGGCAGGUCGCAUCACAUCCAGGAUCUUUGCUGACGGGAAGACAUGGAGCUACACAUACUUAGAAAAGUCUAUGGUAUUACUCCUCCACAGCCAGAGGCAGUACAUCUUUGAGUUUGACAAGAACGAUCGCCUCUCUUCUGUGACGAUGCCCAAUGUGGCCCGGCAGACUCUAGAGACCAUUCGCUCAGUGGGAUACUACAGAAACAUCUACCAGCCCCCCGAGGGCAAUGCUUCAGUCAUCCAGGAUUUUACUGAGGACGGACAACUCCUUCAUACCUUCUACUUGGGCACUGGGCGCAGGGUGGUAUAUAAGUAUGGCAAGCUGUCAAAGCUGGCUGAGAUGCUGUAUGAUACCACCAAAGUAAGCUUCACCUAUGAUGAGACAGCAGGCAUGCUGAAGACCAUCAACCUACAGAAUGAAGGCUUCACCUGCACCAUCCGCUACCGUCAAAUCGGGCCCCUGAUUGACCGACAGAUCUUUCGCUUCACCGAGGAAGGCAUGGUCAAUGCUCGUUUUGACUACAACUACGACAACAGUUUCCGGGUGACCAGCAUGCAGGCUGUGAUCAACGAGACCCCACUGCCCAUUGAUCUCUAUCGCUAUGAUGAUGUGUCUGGCAAGACAGAACAAUUUGGGAAGUUUGGUGUUAUCUACUAUGACAUCAAUCAGAUCAUUACCACAGCAGUCAUGACCCACACUAAACAUUUUGAUGCCUAUGGGCGGAUGAAGGAAGUGCAGUAUGAGAUUUUCCGCUCACUUAUGUACUGGAUGACUGUCCAGUAUGACAACAUGGGGCGAGUAGUGAAGAAGGAGCUGAAGGUGGGACCCUAUGCCAACACCACCCGCUACUCCUAUGAGUACGAUGCUGAUGGCCAGCUGCAGACAGUCUCCAUCAAUGACAAGCCACUCUGGCGCUACAGCUAUGACCUCAAUGGGAACCUGCACCUACUGAGCCCUGGGAACAGUGCUCGGCUCACCCCACUACGGUAUGACCUCCGUGACCGUAUCACCAGGCUGGGUGAUGUGCAAUACAAGAUGGACGAGGAUGGCUUCCUGAGGCAGCGAGGCGGUGAUGUCUUUGAGUAUAACUCAGCUGGCCUGCUCAUCAAGGCCUACAACCGGGCUGGGGGCUGGAGUGUCAGGUACCGCUAUGAUGGCCUCGGGCGGCGAGUCUCCAGCAAGAGCAGCCACAGCCACCACCUGCAGUUCUUCUAUGCAGACCUAACCAACCCCACCAAGGUCACCCACCUCUACAACCACUCCAGCUCGGAGAUCACUUCCCUCUACUAUGACCUGCAAGGUCACCUCUUUGCCAUGGAGUUGAGCAGCGGUGAUGAGUUCUACAUAGCCUGUGACAACAUUGGGACACCGCUUGCUGUCUUCAGCGGAACGGGCUUGAUGAUCAAGCAGAUUUUGUACACAGCCUAUGGGGAGAUCUACAUGGACACUAACCCCAACUUCCAGGUCAUCAUUGGCUACCACGGUGGCCUCUAUGAUCCACUCACCAAACUGGUCCACAUGGGCCGACGGGAUUAUGAUGUGCUGGCUGGACGCUGGACCAGCCCAGACCACGAGCUGUGGAAGCAUCUUAGUAGCAGCAACAUCAUGCCUUUUAAUCUCUACAUGUUUAAAAACAACAACCCCAUCAGCAACUCCCAGGACAUCAAGUGCUUCAUGACAGAUGUCAACAGCUGGCUGCUCACCUUUGGAUUCCAACUCCACAAUGUCAUCCCUGGCUACCCCAAGCCAGACAUGGAUGCCAUGGAACCAUCCUAUGAGCUGGUACACACACAGAUGAAAACUCAGGAGUGGGACAAUAGCAAGUCUAUCCUCGGAGUACAGUGUGAAGUGCAGAAGCAGCUCAAGGCCUUUGUCACUCUAGAACGCUUUGAUCAGCUCUACGGCUCCACGAUCACCAGCUGCCAGCAGGCCCCAGAGACAACAAAGAGGUUUGCAUCUAGUGGCUCCAUCUUUGGCAAGGGAGUCAAGUUUGCCUUGAAAGACGGUCGAGUGACCACAGACAUCAUCAGUGUGGCCAAUGAGGAUGGGCGGAGGGUGGCUGCCAUCUUGAACAACGCCCACUACCUAGAGAACCUGCACCUGACCAUUGAAGGGAUAGACACCCAUUAUUUCGUGAAACCCGGGCCUUCAGAAGGCGACCUGGCCAUACUGGGCCUCAGUGGGGGCCGGCGAACCCUGGAGAACGGGGUCAAUGUCACUGUAUCCCAGAUCAACACGAUGCUCAAUGGCAGGACUAGACGCUACACAGACAUCCAGCUCCAGUAUGGAGCCCUGUGCUUGAACACACGCUACGGAACGACGCUGGACGAGGAGAAGGCGCGGGUACUGGAGCUGGCCCGGCAGAGAGCUGUGCACCAGGCUUGGGCCCGCGAGCAGCAGAGAGUGCGGGAUGGGGAGGAGGGCCUACGGGCCUGGACAGAGGGAGAGAAACAGCAGGUGCUGAACACGGGGAGGGUGCAAGGCUAUGAUGGUUUCUUCGUGAUCUCUGUGGAGCAGUACCCAGAACUGUCAGACAGCGCCAACAACAUCCACUUCAUGAGACAGAGUGAGAUGGGGCGAAGGUGACAGGGAAAGCCAAUGCCUGGACUUCUUGCCAAAGACAGCUACACUUUUUGUGGCCGCAGACCUGACUGUGUUGUACUUUAAAAAAAAAAAAAAGUCAUUUUUUUAACAAGUACAGAAAAAAAGCAAAAGAAAAAAAGAUACUGGUUGCAUUGUAACUCAUGCAACAUCCUUUUUGUUUUUUUUAAGAAAAGAAAAACAAAAAAAUAGGCCUUCACACAUUUUUUGCAAAGAACAGAAGGUUCUUUUUUUUUUUUCUGUAGUGUGAUCACAAUGAAACCUCUCUAUUGUCUUUUGUUCCCUUUAUCUUGCAGAUUUUUUCCUUGUUGUUUGGGGUAUGUUUCUCCCCUCUGAGACACAUCUCCUGGACUGUGUCAUUGUCCGUAUCUCGGUACUCAGUGUGAUGUGACACAUGAGUGUCUGUGCUAACAUGUCUCUUGUGCAACCCUUUCUUCUUCGCUGGGGGUUGGGCAGGAGUGAGGGGUGCGGAAAGUAACGAGCCAAUACAAAGUCCCUUCCAAACGGGACGGACGGAAGGUCUGUGGGUCUGAGGCUGCUUGGCUAGGCUAGACUCCCACAGACAAGUUGUGGCUUUUUAUUCACUGUGUUCUAUCCCUCCAGAGCCACAGAUGGCCUCAUCUUGCUCUGGAGAUUUUCAUGUUAUUCAGCACCUUUUCAGGCUGCCCCAAACUCCUGCCCCUGCUUUAUAUUUUUAUGCUAAAGGAAACCCCCUAUCCUUUUUGCAAAUCGUGUGUAAUUGUCGGUGUCACCCCCAUACUGGGAUGGAGAAAAUGUUUCCCAGGUCCUUUCCCCCAGUCCGGUGGCAUAGCAUCCAAGUGCUAAAAGCCCCUUGUCCACAGGAGGCAAAGGCACCUAGGAUGUCUGUGGUUGGUUGACCCUCCCCAAGAUGUUUGUUAUUCAUCUCUUCCUCUCUCCCAAAGUCAGAUGUGAAAACCAGCACUGCACGGCAAGCCCUCAAUGUGGAUGCCAUGUCCAGGGAGGGGAAGACCACCUAUGGCCAAGGAUUGGCAGUGGUGGCAAGGGUACCAGCCUGCCUUCCUACGUGAAGCCCUCUUCUCAUGAUCUUGGGUGUUUUCCUGCCACUGCUCAGCUGCCACCACUAAUAGGAAUGUGGACAAAGGUGCUUGGUGGCCUUUACUUCUGGAAAGAUACUUAAGGAAAAGUCAACCAAAGAGAGGGAAAGCAUGAGCCAAGCAUCAUUCUACCCAGCUCCUGAAGUCUCCUCUGUCUCACACACUCAGGCUAACUGUAGAGCUGGGAUACAGCAGGAUAAGCUUUCAAAAAAUUCUUCUCAGACAGCUCCAACCAGAGUUGGAAAGAGAGCUAGGAUAAAGGAGGAGAGAGCUAAUUUGGGGCAGCAUGUCAGUAUUGCACAAUUCCACCAAGAAGAGUGGCUGGUGCCCAUGGAUCUGGGCUGCCAAGCUCAAAUUGUUCCUGUGACAAUCCAUGCCUAAGGUCAUCUGGAAGACUUGAGCACUCUCAGGAGUGGGUACAGCCCACAUCUGGAAGGCAUGUCAAGGAAGAGACAGCAGCCAGCAGGCAAAGGGAAGCACUGUGGGGAGGGGGAAGUAGGAGCAAGCACUAGGACUCCUUGCUCAAGGGUUCCAUUCCUGGUUCAUCUGCCUAAUUACCAUUGUCAUUACCACUCACAGGAGGCUCUGGAAGACAGGAGGAGAAGCCAAAUGCUUCCUUUUGAGCCAGGCUUCUUAGAAAAUGGAACUUUUAUAGGGUUACAUUUGCAUUAAGUGUGGAAAAUGAAUUCUGAGUCUGAGCUUUUCCCCGUGGAAACCUUGUUGGACUGAUAAGCUCAUGGCACCUUUAUAGCCUUACUCACAGAGUCUUCAGAAUAUUACACAAAUUAAUGAAACCAAGGAGGUCUCUUACCGUCUGAGAAUCAGAGCAACGUAGAGCCUGGGUUCUGCCUGGCAGAGGGAGGUAUCCAAAGUGUCUCGGGCAGAGGCGGUUUCACCUAAUGUCAUCCCCUUGGGAUUAAAGGAUGUGUUUUGCUAAGUGCUCUUCCUGUUUCCAAAAAACAACAGUGUGCCUUGGCCUAGCCUGUUUGUCCAAUGGCUGCCCACUGCCUCUGGGUACAGAACUCAAUGGAGUCAGACAACAAGCUCCUUGGCCCCACUGUGAACCUCAGGAGCUGGCAAGGGGGCUACUAUUAGCAGGUUAUUCUUGGAUAGGAUGGGGGAAAUUUGGCCUGAGGAACACAAAGGUUUUGUUUGUUUUUAACCCAGAAGAGACUGAUGCCUAUCAGCAUGUACUCUUGACAUCAGGGGCCCUUGUGCAGCACUCUCCUGCCCAGUGCCCUGGUUGAUCGGUUCCAUGCUGUUGCAUAUCAGUCAACACCUACUGGGGACAUCAACUUUAAAGUCAGAUGUAAGACAAUGCAUGAGAGCCAAGGGAACCCUCCCUGUACUUUUCUACCAC
This is a messenger RNA of Chrysochloris asiatica (Cape golden mole), 10824 nucleotides long. RefSeq names its product teneurin transmembrane protein 4 (gene TENM4). Gene Ontology annotation, molecular function: protein homodimerization activity; protein heterodimerization activity; cell adhesion molecule binding. NCBI's taxonomy places the organism in Eukaryota, Metazoa, Chordata, Mammalia, Afrosoricida, Chrysochloridae. Gene Ontology annotation, cellular component: neuron projection; membrane. Gene Ontology annotation, biological process: signal transduction; neuron development; heterophilic cell-cell adhesion. The record is from RefSeq and is a predicted model, not a curated record. The coding region runs from base 61 to 8373 and encodes 2770 amino acids. The transcript is spliced from 30 exons.